CAGGAGAGGGCGCGGCGCGGCGCGGGGGAGUGUGGCCCGCGCCAGAGUUGUUUCCCGGAGCCCCAGCCGCGAGAGGCUCCGCGGGAGCCCGGCCAGCCGCUCGGGCUGGGCUAGGCGGGGCUGGGCGGGGCGGCCCGCAGGGAGCACGCCCCGGGUCACGCCGGCGCCCGCGAGCCGAGCGCGGCGGGGAGCGCGCCAUGGACCCCAAAGCGGGCGGUGGCGAGGAGGAUGACUGCGUGGACUCGGGCGCCGAGACCGGAGGGUCUGACUACAGCCACAUGUCCUCCACCAGCAGUGAGCUGUCCGUGGAGGAGGCGCAGGACCCUUUCCUGGUUAGCAUCCACAUCAUCGCAGACCCGGGGGAAUCGCAGCCCCUGCAGGAGGCCAUUGACAAGGUCCUGGCCUGGAUCCACCCGGACCUGCAGCUGUUCCGGGUGUCGGAAAGGAGGGCGUCGCGGCGGCGGCGGAAGCCCUGGAAGGUGGCGCAGCCGGCGCUGGCGGUGGUUCUCUUCCUCCAGGAGGAGUACGGCGAGGAGCAGAUCCUGCAGCUGCACCGCGCGCUGCAGCGGCCGCCCUGGCGCCUCCACCACACGGAGCGCGUGCCCGGCCGGUUCCUGCCCUACCUGCCCUGCAGCCAGGACUUCUUCACGCUGGCUCCCGGGACCCCGCUGUGGGCCAUUCGGCCGGUGCACUACGGCAAGGAAAUUGUGCGCUUCACCAUCUAUUGUCGCCAUGACAACUACGCCGACAUCCUCAAGUUCUACGAGCUGAUCCUCCGGCGCAGCCCCAGCCAGAAGAAGACGGACUUCUGCAUCUUCCCCAUCUUCUCCAAUCUGGAUGUGGACAUCCAGUUCUCCCUGAAAAGAUUGCCCUGUGACCAGACCCCCAUCCCCACCGACUCCUCGGUGCUGGAGUUCCGGGUCAAGGAUAUCGGUGAGCUCGUGCCUCUCUUGCCCAACCCCUGCAGCCCCAUCAGUGAGGGGCGCUGGCAGACGGAGGACCUCGACGGGAACAAGAUCCUCCUGCAGGCACAAAAGGUGCACAGGAGGUUUCCUAAGGCUGGCAGAAGCCACCACGCGUCGGAGCAAAAACCUCCUUCCGUGCCUUCCCCGAGCACCACCGCCCAGAGCCGGACGCCUGGCAGCAGCCAGCAGCUCCUACCGGACAGCUCACAUCCGGGCCCUGGCCAGAUAGGCCGGCCGACCGGGCAUCCGCAAGAAGCCGCCAGACAAGCCGGCAGCCCUCCCAGCCUCCCCUGGUCCUUCCAGAGAAGCAAGUCCUUGUUUUGUUUGCCCACAGGAGACUCCUUCCCGGGCUCCUCAGCUCUACCACAGUGGUUUUCAAACACAGAUGGCCCAGGGCACAGGGCGACGGAGGGGAGGCACAGCCACCUCCUCUCCAUCGAUGACCUGGAGGGGGCCCAGGAGACCGAUGUGGACACGGGCCUCCGGCUGUCCGCCUCAGACCUCUCUGUGGUCUCUGCCUAUUCGGCGCCCAGUCGGUUCUGCAGCACCGUGGAAGCAGCCCUCCCCCCUGAAAGGUGCAGCAGCCACUGGUCAAAGCCUAAGGGUUUCAGAGAAGGCCCACUGCCCACCGGGAGUGAGGGGGCCACAGAGACCACCUGGGCUUCCCUCCCUUUCUUCACCAAAGGGCCUUGCAGCUCCUCAGCCCCAGUGGCCGCUGCUGCUCCCCCCACUCAUGGCCCCUCCUCAUUCACAGAGUCCUCCCCAGAGCCUCCCUAUGAUGCUCUCCGCACUGAACAGACCGCGGGCAGAGAUGCCCCACUGCCCCCAGUGCUGGCCGGACCCGUGGACAAUGACAUGGAGGAAUUCUACAUCUGAACACCCUCUGCUCUUGUGUUCCAGACACACAGACUCAGGUCCUACUGCCGCCCUGGGGUCUGCACACCACCCGUGCGUGCUCUCAGCCAGCCCCCUCAGGUUCG
Mustela erminea (ermine) is the source of this 1945-nucleotide messenger RNA. RefSeq names its product family with sequence similarity 124 member A (gene FAM124A). The coding region runs from base 198 to 1841 and encodes 547 amino acids. The record is from RefSeq and is a predicted model, not a curated record. NCBI's taxonomy places the organism in Eukaryota, Metazoa, Chordata, Mammalia, Carnivora, Mustelidae. The transcript has 4 exons.